AGCAGCCGGAACACUCGCCGUUCGCCUCAAAGACCGCAAUCAAAAUACACAAUUACUGUUUCUGGCAGGCUUUUAUUUCAAUUCAUGUAACAUAAAGUAGGCUUAUAAUCAUGCUAUCGGCGUCUUUCGGGAUAUAAACGGGAUUGUUUGGACACACGCGCUUAUAAGUUUUCUGAAGACUCUACGACUGGAGAAAUAAUGCGUCUAAGCAUCUUUGUGGAGUUUCACCUCGCUGUUAUAUUUAUUCUAAACAUUAUUGUGAGUUGUCAAAAAGUAGAACCUCUUGAAUGCAGUUUGGGGGGUUAUACUGUUCUUCAGAGUCCAUACCGAAGCACCAAGUUCAGCUCACAGCAUCUGCUCCAGUCUGCUAUGCAGGAACUCAUUUGUGAUCAUUCACUCGCUCCUGGAUGGUAUCAGUUCCAGAUCUUUGAUAAACCGGCCCGUAUGCCCACCAAAUGUGUGGAGGUAAAUCAUUGUGGAACACAAGCCCCAGUAUGGCUCGCCCUGGCUGACGGAGAGACUCUCCCACACCCCCUAGAGGUAAAGCAGUUGACAGCCUGCGCAACCUGGCAGUUCCUUGGAAGUGGCAACAAAGAUUGUUGUCUUUUCCGACUGCCCGUCACCGUGCGCAAUUGUGGGGACUUUUAUGUCUACUUGCUCCAACCAACGCAAGGAUGCAUGGGCUAUUGUGCAGAGGAGAUUUAUGACUCCAAUCAAACCGACUGUGAUUCAAGACAAAGAAAUAGUGAUGGAACCUGCAGUGAUCUACAGCCCCCUUCUUCUUCAGUACCAAUGAUUGUUUCUGAGCUGUCUGGCAGCAGUGUGUACCUUAAGUGUAUAUUUGAUGACAGUAAUGGGAACCGCUCUCUGGGAUAUGUAGUGACCUGGUGGCGACUCUCGCCUGAGGGCAACAGAGAGGAGCUCAGGAGAGACACCACAAUAGAGACAUUCGCUUUCAUCGAGCUGGAUGGCAUCAACCUGCGAUUAGGAGACAGGAUCUAUUGCAGUUGUACUAUUUUUUUCCUGGAAUCGCCAGAUGUUCAAAGCCUUUCUGUGGAGAGUCAAGAGUUUUAUGCGGGCAUUCAAUUAAAACCACAGGCUGCCUCUAUCUCAGAAGAUGGGCGAGAGUAUAUACUGGAAGUAAAGAGCACUGUGCCUAUACCAUGCGCUGAGAGAUGCACUCUCCCUUUGCAUUUUACCACCAGUAGUGAAGGUGAGGAGGACCUUGGCGUUGAUUUAGUCUUGUCCUCCUGUGAAGUAGAGCUGUCUCAAACCUCAUGUCGUAAUGGAGUAUGUGGCCAUGCUUCUGUACAUUACAGUGCAGUCACUGAUAUAUGGAAGGAUGGAGAUAGAAGCACAGAAAUACAUGUCAAACCCAUAAUCAGCUCCAACUUCCUGUGGAAUGGAUACACACCUCGAAGUGUGCAGAUUGCUGUAAAGGAUGUUCCAUCUGCCCACUGUUACUCUUUCACUGACCCUCACAUCAUCACAUUUGAUGGCAGGAGGUAUGAUAAUUACCAGAUUGGCACCUUCGUGCUGUACAGAAGCACGGCUCGUCCGUUCGAGGUGCACAUGCGGCAGUGGGAAUGUGCUGACAUGAUUUCCCAUCCUACCUCAUGCAUGUGUGGCUUUGCAGCCAGGGAUGGGGGUAAUGUCAUCACCUUUGACAUGUGUAACGGGCUGCCAGGAGAGACAAAGCCGCGCCUUUCAGUGAAGAACAGAGACCUGGUAAAGAGUGGCAUCCGCGUCACAGAGUCCUACCAGGGCCGCAAAGUCACUUUUACAUUCUCCUCUGGGGCAUUUGUGCGCGCGGACGUGGCUGACUGGGGAAUGAGUCUGACUGUAAGGGCCCCGGGCUCUGAAAGAGGCCACACUGAAGGCCUGUGUGGAACCUUUGAUGGACAGCCAAUCAAUGAUUACCACAAAGAAGGCGGAGAGACCGUGGGGGACAGCACCUCUUUUAUCAAUGCAUGGAGGUUGGCACCCAGUACCAGCUUGUUUGACAAGAUCCCUAUCUAUGAAAGCAACUCCAGUCUCAGCCAGUAUUGCCAUUGCCAACAAGAGAAACACCGGUCGCCCACUAGAGCACUUACCCAAUUCACCUUUCCCUCACGCUGCACUGCCUUUGCCCAAGUCCGAUCACCAUCCAUCAUCCCGACCGUGGACGUGACAGCUGAGUACAUUAGGUCUGUGCAACUUCAUAGUGAAACAUCCAUCCCUCCUGGCAGGCCCACCCACCACCGUCCAGCUCAGAGAAGCAGAACAAGCCCUCAAAGGUCCCAAACUCAGAGACGUGUUGUGAGUCCCCAAAGAUCUCAAACUCAAAGGCGUGUUAUAAACCCCCAAAGAUCGCAAACUCAGAGACGUGUUACAAGCCGGAGCAGGCGUCAGGGGCACUAUUACAAUUCCAGAGUGUCUGUAGACCACAACGUGAACCAAUCAGACCUGCAGAAAUCUACUUAUGAUUUCCCAGAGGAUCAUUCUUCAUCUAAUUCACAUGAACCACUGGUACCAUCUUGGCCUACUGAGUCUGGCCUGACAGAAUCUGAGGCCCGGCGGCUCUGUGAAGGAACCCUACGGAACUCCACUGUGAGGCUGGGUUGUAGACUUCUCUUGGAUGAGGUGCUAGAGCAGGCACUGGACAUGUGUGUGAUGGAUCAACAGCUGAAGGACAAUCAGGCCUGGUUGGGAGCCACUGUACCCUUCCUGGAGAAUGAGUGUGAGAGGAGGGUGAUAGAGGAUGUUUGCAGGAGAAAGGAGCACCAGGAAGUUCUGGCUUUCCUCAGGUGUCCAAGCUUGUGUAGUGGAAAUGGACAGUGCACUGAGUGGGGCUGCUCGUGUUUCCCAGGAUUUGGCUCAUACGAUUGCAGUCAGGUGUCUGAUGAGACUCCAGAGAUCACAGAAUUGGAGAACGGAGGGCUGUGUGAUGUCCGUUAUGGCGUUUGCUCCUCUGUUAGGGUUCUUGGUCAAGGCUUCAAAAAAUCAUACAAGCUCAAAUGUGAAGUUGUGAAGGAAAAGAUAGUAGAUGGCGAAUGGUCUUUGGAUGAUGCUCGGUUAGUGCCUGCUUCCUUUCAAAGCUCUUCUUCAUUAGAGUGCCAACUUCCUGUAGAUGACUCGCAAUCCUCCACAGCUCCACACCCACCAGUCUCUCGCUGGCAAAUCAAAGUGUCUAAUGAUGGGCACAGCUUCAGCAAUGCAAAGAUACUGACUCUUUUUGAUGGCACAUGUCAGAUUUGUACUGUCAGCACUGCGGUUAUCUGCACCCUCAAGAACAGAACUUGUAAUAUUGAUGGAUUGUGUUAUGGAGAGGGGGAUCACAGUCCGAGCAGCCCGUGUCUAACCUGCAGAUCGGAUCUUUCAAAGUACAGCUGGUCCAUUGCUGAGAAAAACGAGCCACCAGUGUUUCAUGCGGGUCAGACCGGUCUGAAAACAUUCUACGGAGAGAAUUUUGUCUAUCAGUUUUCAGCCACUGACCCAGAGGGCUCUGCGGUUCUCUUCACACUAGAAUCAGGGCCAAGAGAUGCUGUUCUCUCUCCAGCUGGUCUGCUCAUCUGGAAAGCCCUGUCCACAACUUCAGUGAUCUUUGAACUGGCUGUAACUGAUGAUUGUAAUGCACAGACACAGGCAGCUGUGACGGUCUCAGUUCACCCAUGUAACUGUCAGAAUGGAGCUCACUGUGUGACCAACAUUAACUUCCCCCCGGGCUCUGGUGAAUACCUGUGUGUUUGCCCUGCUGGUCUGGAGGGGGACAGAUGUGAAGUCAAUAUUGAUGACUGCAGGUCAAACCCAUGUCUCUCUGGCAGAUGUUUUGAUGGACUAAACUCCUUUACCUGUCAUUGCCCAGAGGGCCUCACAGGUGUGACCUGUGAUGAGGACAUUGAUGAAUGUUUGUCAGCUCCAUGUUACUCAGGUGUGUCCUGCACAAACACUAUGGGCUCAUUUGUGUGUGGACCCUGUCCUGACCACCUCACUGGAGACGGGAAGACAUGUAGCCGAAAGACAACAGAUAAUAUCGAGGAAGUCAAUCCUGGAAUUAUUUCUCAAAGUGAGAUAAACUUCAGCUCCUUCAAACCCAAACUUGAUCCAGGCCAGAAACUAUGUUCCAGUCGGCCCUGUUACCCUGGAGUCCAGUGUUUUGAAAGCAUAUACACGUCUGCUGGAUACAUAUGUGGUCCCUGUCCACCUGGACUCACUGGCAAUGGACAAAUAUGCACACCAAGAACGGCAAACAGGCAGACACCAGCGAGGGCAGGUGACAAACUCACAGAUGUCACUUCCUCUUUGGCCACACCCUCUUCCACCAGGAAGCCAGUUGAACUUCCAAUUGGAGUUGAGAGAUCUCUUCCCAGCAACAAGUGGACCUCAUCCAUUGAGAGGAAGACCACCACAAACACCAAAACAAAAACCAGCCAAAACAGAGCGCAGCUGAGUGAAGAAGAGUUUGAAUCUGCACUCACUGAGGAUAAUAGAACCUGUGCUGACUCCCCCUGUUUCUCCGGAGUGUCUUGUGAGCCCACUUCCUCUGGUUCGUUCAGAUGUGGUAGCUGUCCACAUGGCUUUAAAGGAAAUGGAAUCACAUGCAAAGCCUUGUGCCGCUACCUAUGUGGUCAGAAUAUGGAGUGCUCGCAGCCUAACACUUGCACCUGCAAAGAGGGUUACACCGGAUACAACUGCCACAUCGCUGUGUGUCGACCAGACUGCAAGAACAGAGGGAAGUGUGUGAAGCCCAAUGUGUGUGAAUGUCCUGCAGGGUACAACGGACCCACCUGUGAGGAAGCCAUCUGUGACCCCCCUUGUCAACAUGGCGGCCUCUGUUUGUCCAGAAAUUACUGCACUUGCCCUUAUGGCUACGUGGGACCAAGAUGUGAAACGAUGGUGUGUAACAGGCAUUGUGAAAACGGUGGAGAAUGUGUGUCGCCUGACGUAUGCAAGUGUAAGCCGGGCUGGUAUGGACCAACAUGUAACUCAGCUGACUGUAAGCCCGUGUGUUUAAAUGGAGGGACUUGCAUCAAACCUAACAUCUGCGCUUGUCCCAGCGGCUUCUACGGUUCACAGUGCCAGACUGCUCUGUGUAAUCCGCCAUGUAAAAACCGAGGCCAGUGCAUGAGAAAUAAUGUGUGCUCCUGUCCUGAAGGAUACACCGGCAAGAGAUGCCAGAAAAGUGUGUGUGACCCCAUGUGCAUGAACAAUGGAAAGUGUGUUGGUCCAAACAUCUGUUCCUGUCCGUCUGGAUGGAGAGGAGGGGGUUGCAACAUCCCGGUGUGUUUACAGAAGUGUAAAAAUGGUGGAGAGUGUGUUGGUCCGAACACCUGCCACUGUCCAACUGGAUGGGAGGGUCUGCAGUGCCAAACUCCAAUCUGUAAACAAACAUGCCUUAAUGGGGGAAGAUGUGUGUUCCCAAAUUUCUGCCAUUGUCGCCCAGGUUACACUGGACCCUCCUGUGCUACUAAAACCAGGUGAUGAGGAUGUGACAUUGAAGACAACUCUGAUCACUAUACAAAAAUGAAGUGUUAAUGUGUGUAAGCAUCAGUGCCCUAAAACUCUUGAGUGUUUUGAGUGUUAUAUGUGUGUAUGUGUGUGUACGUGAGUAUUUCUCAAACAGCUGUGCACAUGUGACAAUGACUUGUCAUUUUUUAUUUGAUUUAAUUUGUUGUGAUUUAUGUAGUAAAGCGUGCACACUUUAUAAAGUUUGUAAAAUCAUUUGGUAACACUUUCUGUGAAGCCCAUAUUUUCUCUGCCUAGCCAAAAAAAAAGUUGCAUACUCUAAUAUUUCAUUGGACCACCUUUAGCUUUGAUAGACCACAUGACCUUUUUCCAUUGCUCCACAGUCCAAUCUUUAUGCUCCCUAGCAAAUUGAAGUCGUUUUUCCGAUUAGCCUCACUAACAAGUGGCUUUCUUGUGGCCACACAGCUGUUUAGUCCCAAUCCUGUAAGUUCUCGUAUCAUUGUGCAUGUGGAAAUACUCUUACUUUCACUAUUAAACAGCCGUGAGUUCUACUGUCUUAUUUUUACGAUGUGACUUUGUAUCUGCGAUCACGAUGAUUUAGGAUAUUUUUCCGACCACAUUUCUUCUGUGAAGCUGACGGUUCACCACUAUCCAGGUUUUAAUAAUGUGUUGGACAGUUAUUAACCCAAUUCCUGUGAUUUCAGCAAUCUUUGCUUGAUGCAGGCCAAUAAUUUGCCCCUUCUGAAACACAGUAACAUCUUUUCCACGACCACGGGGAUACGUCUUCCAACAUGGUUGUUAAAGAAAUGAGAAGCUACACACUGCAUUAAUUAGGGUUUAAAGAAUUGUUGCCAGCUGAAACAUAUUAAUCACUGCAGUAAUGAUCCAAUCAUAGGUAUCUGCUUAUUUAAAUCCAUAUGGCAAAAAAAAAUUUAGCCAGGCAUUGUAUAAUGCAUUGUAAAGGCAUUAUAAAUGCAUUAUACUGAAUUCAUAAUGUCUCAUAAAACACCUUAUAAAGUUAUAACUUCUCAUAAAUAAUUAUAACUACAGUUAUAAUACAUUAUAAGACUACCCCAUUAUACUUUAGAGUAUAAUGCAUUAUAACACAAGCAACAUCCAAUUUUAUUGCAGCAGAAGCUAAUAUAGUUAAUCAUAUAAGUGCUGUAUAGUGUAAACAGUCAAACGGCUUUGUGAUGUGAUCAUAUUAUAAGUGGUCUUUUCCUGCUUUAAGUAAAGUUACAAAAGCAAUAUCUUCUUAUAAACAGCAAUAACAUAAGCUUAUAACAUACAUCACAAGUCAAACUUGUAUAAUGGAAGUUAUUUAUAAAAUAUAUCUUUAAAUAAGAUGCACAAACAUUAAUGUUUAGAGUCCAGUAUAGAAUCAGUUUGAUUUUUUUUUUUAGUUGGCUACAUGUGUGAUCAACACAGAGAGAGAGAGUUUCUGAUAUAUAUUAACAUUGUAGCUUCACAAGUGUUUUUUUUUUUUUAUAUAUAUAGAUAUAUAUCUUAAAAUUUACAUUGAAUGUGUGUUAUUUUGUAUUUUGUGCAUGUGUAAUGUAUAUAACUUCCAGCAUGACUUGUAAUGUCUUAUAAACACUUAAAAAUAUCUUAUGGAUGUUUAUAAUAAGACAUUUCUUUUGUCACUUUACUUAGA
Molecule: messenger RNA, 7099 nt
Organism: Myxocyprinus asiaticus (Chinese sucker)
Lineage: Eukaryota; Metazoa; Chordata; Actinopteri; Cypriniformes; Catostomidae
Gene: vwde
Product: von Willebrand factor D and EGF domains
Exons: 32
Coding region: 199-5460 (1753 amino acids)
Biological process (GO): anatomical structure development
Cellular component (GO): cell surface; extracellular region
Molecular function (GO): signaling receptor binding; calcium ion binding
Source: RefSeq, a predicted model, not a curated record